Anthostomella pinea is the source of this 3339-nucleotide messenger RNA. Lineage: Eukaryota; Fungi; Ascomycota; Sordariomycetes; Xylariales; Xylariaceae. The record is from the annotation of a GenBank genome assembly.
AUGCGAAAGCCUGGCGACAACUUUGGGUUCCAACUUAAGAACAACCUCAGAUCAAGCAAGACACCGAAUUUUGGCAAGCACAAGGACAAUAACCAGGAGUCUAGGAACCCCUUUGAGAAGCCGUUGCAACUCGCGGCGACAGGAUACCAGGCAACCGAGACACCCCACCUCAUCCUUGUUUCCGUCACCAUGGUGAAAGAGCAAGCUCCCCCCAAGGCGCCAUUGCGGCCCUUGGGUACCAACGAAACAAAUGGCAGUAUAUAUGGCCAACCCAGCCAACAGAACGAGAAGCCAAGAGGCUUCAUGAGCGCAAACACACCUGGCUUUAUAAACGUCAACCCCACCUUCUCGAGUACCCAGCCUACCUCGCGACCUGCAGCCGCCCCAACAAGCGUCAAUCCUGUUUUUUCGGCAGGAGAUCAUACCCCACGACCUGCCAUUAAGGCUAGCGGCUUUCGGGGAGGAAAUAUGGAGGACAAAUAUGCCAACCUUUUCAUCCAACCCAAGAACCGACCAGAGCAUCACCGACCACAACGCAUAAACGGACCAUUGCAGCCUACGGCUAAGGACAAGAGGCCUGCACCCGCUCCUAUGUUCAAUACCAUACCUGGCGCGGUAGGAUCGGCUAGUAACCCAAUCUCUGUCGUCGAUGCCCCGCCAAUCUCCAAAUACAGCACGCCUGGCGUUUUCUCCGAAUACGUCGAUCCGAAAAAGGCUGCGGCCGAUAUCAAGGCCUUGUUAGAAGGCGCUAUCGAGGACGAGGAGGAGGAUGGGGAGGAGGAUGGGGAGGAAAAUACUAUGAAAGAUGACGAGGACGAAGCCAAGUCACAGGUGGAAGGGCUCAAUGUCCGUCUACUACCACAUCAGGUCGAGGGUGUUACAUGGAUGAAGGGCAGAGAGCUAGGACCUGUCAAGAAAGGCAAGGUACCCAAGGGUGGUCUUCUCGCCGACGACAUGGGACUGGGAAAGACACUUCAAUCCAUCUCGCUGAUCCUCAGCAACCCCAAGCCGGCAGACAAGCACCCAGUAGUAGAGAAGACAACAUUGGUCGUUGCGCCUCUGGCCCUCAUCCGUCAAUGGGAGGCAGAAAUCAAGGAGAAAGUCACUGCCUCUCAUAGGUUAAAGGUCCUCGUCCACCACGGACCUCAGCGCACCAAGCGAUUCGAAGACCUUCGUCGAUACGAUGUGGUCAUUACCACCUACCAGAUUCUCGUGUCCGAGCAUAAUCAUACUACGGAAUCUCUAAAGGCCGGAUGUUUCGGCCUGCAUUGGUACCGUGUCAUUCUGGACGAGGCACACACGAUCAAGAACAGGAAUGCCAAGGCCUCCAAAGCGUGCUAUGAACUGCGAAGUGUGUAUCGCUGGUGUCUCAGUGGUACUCCAAUGCAGAACAACCUGGAAGAACUGCAAAGUCUUGUCAGGUUCUUGAGAAUCAAGCCUUACGACGACCUCCGGGAGUGGAAGGAUCACUUUGAUCUGCCCAUGAAGCAGGGAAAGGGCCACGUAGCGUUCAAGCGACUUCACAGUCUUCUCGCGUGCUUCAUGAAGCGCAGGACGAAGGACGUAUUGAAGAAAGCUGGUGCUCUCGACACUGGAGGAAAAGGGCCCAAAGAUGGCGAGAAGAGCGCCACGUCGAGCUUCAAGGUCACUGAGCGAAAGGUUGUCGCAAUGAAGGCUCAGUUCUCCCCCGCAGAGAAACGAUUCUACGACCGACUAGAACAGCGGACUGACAAGAGUCUCGAGGCGAUGAUGCGUGGCAAGGUCAACUACGCCAGCGCCUUGGUUCUCCUUCUGCGGUUAAGACAGGCCUGUAAUCAUCCAAAACUCGUGGAAGGCAAGCUCGAGAAAGACAAGGAUGCGCUUUCUGAAGAAGGACGACCGAAGAAGGCCGAUACAGACGUCGAUGCUCUCGCAGACCUGCUCGGGGGGCUCGAUGUAGGGGCAUCGCACUGUGAAAUCUGCGGCUGGGAACUGGACCAAGAGAAUCGCCUGUCUGGAUCGGACAAAUGCAAAGCUUGCUUCGAGGACUUGGAGUACUUCAAGCACCACGAGGAUGGCGGUGAACUCAAGGCCUCCAAGACGAAAACGAAGCAAAAGACGACGAGCAAGGUGAAGAAGGUUGUCCGGCAAGAGGUUGAGACGAAGAGUAUUGUGAACAAGCGAAAGCCCAGAAACCGACGUGCCAUCAUCGACAGUGAUGACGAAGAGGCAGAGGCUAGCUGGAUCGUUUCUGGCGAUGAGCAAGGACCACUACGUCUCGGCAAGGCUGGUGGUACCGACGAUGAGAAUGCUGAGGGCGAGGGCGAGACUAUCAACUCCGACGAUUCCGAGGAGGAAGAUUCGCAAGGGGGUUCUCGGCUGGACAGCUUCGUCGUCGAUGAUGGCACGGACACCAAGCCCGAGGACAUCCAGCGAGCUUUGGAAGAGUCGGAUUCUGAAGAUGAUCUCGAUUCUCUUUCUGCUAUAGGGUCGCAGAUCAAGCAGAGAAAGUCGCAAGCCGCCGCUGCCCGCGACGACGGAGAAGAUGCAGACUCCGAGUCGGAAUCCGACUCCGAGAGCGACACGGGCAUCUCCGAAUCAGACAUCGACGGUUCAGAUUCCGAAGAGGACACCUCUUUCCACGCUCAAAAGACGAAGGGGAAUGGGGCACACGUUUUGGCAUCUGCCAAGAUUCGCCAGCUCAUCACCCUUUUGCACGAGGAGGUCAACGAGCACAAGUUCAUCGUCUUCUCCCAGUUCACCAGUAUGCUCGACCUCGUCGAGCCCUUCUUCCGCAAGGAGGGCAUCAAGUACACGCGGUACGACGGCAGCAUGAAGAACGACGCGCGCGAGGCGUCGCUCAACCGGCUCCGCAACGACAAGCACACGCGCGUGCUGCUCUGCUCGCUGCGGUGCGGCGCGCUGGGGCUGAACCUGACGGCGGCCAGCCGCGUGGUGAUCCUCGAGCCGUUCUGGAACCCGUUCGUCGAGGAGCAGGCCAUCGACCGCGUGCACCGGCUGACGCAGACGGUCGACGUGGUGGUCUACAAGCUGACGAUCGAGGGCAGCGUCGAGGAGCGCAUUUUGGAGCUGCAGGAGAAGAAGCGCCUGCUCGCGCAGACGGCCAUCGAGACGGGCGCCCGCAAGGAGGGGCUCAAGCUCGGCCUCAACGAGAUGCUCGACCUGUUCAAGCCCGUUGGCCGUGGCCGGGGUGGUGACCCCGACGACGCGGAUAAUAGCCUGGUUGGUGGAAGCGAUGUUUCGAGGAUCUCGACCGCCAGCAGUAGUCGCGGGAACGGGAAGGGCUCCUCUGCGGGACGGGCGAGCCAGGAGAGCUCGGUUUAUGGUCGGCGGUGGUAG